Molecule: messenger RNA, 1035 nt
Organism: Vanessa atalanta (red admiral)
Lineage: Eukaryota; Metazoa; Arthropoda; Insecta; Lepidoptera; Nymphalidae
Exons: 3
Coding region: 1-1035 (344 amino acids)
Source: RefSeq, a predicted model, not a curated record
AUGGUGUUCAGAGUAACGAGAGAACGGCCUCAAGUUUGCGCGUUAACUGCUAAAAAAACACCAUUUGUCGUAUCUCCACGGUUCGAGAACAUUCCGUUAGCCGCUUCAGCUAGUAUCGGAAUACUUGGCGUUGAUGUUUCGAGUCUCGUUCAGUUCCGCGGUCAAUUGGAAGGCAAAGCCAAAUUGGCAUCAAAAAAGCUUGGUGUGCUCAGCAAGGCAAGACAGUAUUUCACGUCGGCCCAUCGUCUAAGACUAUACAAGGCGCAAAUUCGGCCUCACAUGGAAUACUGCUCUCACCUCUGGGCGGGUGCUCCCCAGUACCAGCUCCUUCCAUUUGACCGUAUCCAACGUAGAGCGGCUCGAAUUAUCGACGAUCAAGCCCUUUCCGAUCCGCUUGAUCCUUUGGCUUUGCGUAGAGAUGUUGGAUCGCUCUGCAUCUUCUACAGAAUUUAUCACGGGGAAUGUUCCGAGGAAUUGUUCGGAUUAAUCCCGGCUGCUGAAUUUCACCUUCGGACAUCUCGUCAAAAUUCCAAAUAUCACCCGCACCACCUAGAUGUCCGAAAAUCCACAACAGCGCGAUUUUUAAGACAUUUUCUGCCUCGCACAACCACUCUGUGGAACCAGCUUUCGCCGGCGGUUUUUCCGAACCGAUACGACUUGGGAACCUUCAAGAAAAGAGCGUACUCUUUCCUGAAAGGCCGGCAACGCACCUGCAAGCCCCCCGGUGUUGCAGAUGUCCAUUCCUUCUACACGUGCGGUCUGUGGGAGAACUACUCCCGACGAGCAUACAAUGCUCUGCGUGUUCAGUACAACAAUGUGCUGAGGAUUUUAUUGAAGAAGCCUCGAUACUGCAGCGCGUCGGCAAUGUUUGCGGAAGCUCGUGUAGAUGAUUUCUAUGCGAUCAUACGCAAGCGGAUUGCGUCCGCUAUGAGCAGAUUACUAAACAGCUCCAAUAAACUCCUCAACACACUGGCUGCAAAGCUGGAUAGUCCCCUCUGGAGGUGCUGGGUUCGUGCCCACGUAUUACUAACGUAG